AGUCCAGCCCCUCCGGCCACUGUCCGCAGCUCCAGCAGACAGACACAAGCCCCCCCAGAGAGCCCCAGGAAACAGCAGCAGAAGAAAGCAAGCAACCAUGUCUAUCCAGAAGAUCCACGCCAGGGAGAUCCUCGACUCCCGGGGCAACCCCACCGUGGAGGUGGACCUGCACACCGGCAAAGGCCGUUUCCGUGCCGCGGUGCCCAGCGGGGCCUCCACUGGCAUCUAUGAGGCCCUGGAGCUGCGGGACGGGGACAAGGCCCGCUACCUGGGCAAAGGGGUGCUGAAAGCCGUGGAGCACAUCAACAAGACCAUCGCUCCCGCCCUGAUUGAGAAGAAAAUCAGCGUAGUCGAGCAGGAGAAGAUCGACAAGAUCAUGAUCGACUUGGACGGGACGGAGAACAAGUCCAAGUUUGGGGCCAACGCCAUCCUGGGGGUCUCCCUGGCCGUUUGCAAGGCCGGCGCGGCCGAGAAGGGGGUCCCCCUCUACCGCCACAUUGCGGACCUGGCCGGCAACAAGGAGCUCAUCCUGCCCGUCCCGGCCUUCAACGUGAUCAACGGGGGCUCCCACGCGGGGAACAAGCUGGCCAUGCAGGAGUUCAUGAUCCUGCCGGUGGGGGCCAGCACCUUCAAGGAGGCCAUGCGCAUCGGGGCUGAGGUCUACCACAACCUGAAGGCCGUCAUCAAGAGCAAGUACGGGAAGGACGCCACCAACGUCGGGGACGAGGGUGGAUUCGCCCCCAACAUCCUGGAGAACAACGAAGCGCUGGAGCUUCUGAAGAGCGCCAUCGAGAAGGCCGGCUACCCGGACAAGAUCGUCAUCGGGAUGGACGUGGCGGCCUCCGAGUUCUUCCGCAAAGGCAAAUACGACUUGGACUUCAAGUCCCCCGACGACCCCAACCGCUACAUCUCCGGGGACAAGCUGGGCGAGCUCUACCAGAGCUUCAUCAAGAACUACCCUGUGGUCUCCAUCGAGGACCCCUUUGACCAGGACGACUGGGAGACCUGGAAGAAGUUCCUGACCCAGGUGCAGAUCCAGAUUGUGGGGGACGACCUGACGGUGACCAACCCCAAGCGCAUCCAGAAGGCCGUGGAGCAGAAGGCCUGCAACUGCCUCCUCCUCAAGGUCAACCAGAUCGGCUCCGUCACCGAGUCCAUCCAGGCCUGCAAACUGGCCCAGAGCAACGGCUGGGGAGUCAUGGUCAGCCACCGCUCCGGGGAGACGGAGGACACCUUCAUCGCUGACCUGGUGGUGGGACUCUGCACUGGGCAGAUCAAGACCGGGGCCCCCUGCCGGUCAGAGCGCCUGGCCAAGUACAACCAGCUGAUGAGGAUCGAGGAAGAGCUGGGGGACAAGGCCAAGUUUGCCGGGCGCAAGUUCAGGAACCCCUUCGCCAAGUGAGGCGGCCCCGGCGGGAGGAGGAAGAGGAAGAGGAGCGCCCACGACAACGACAACAACGAGGGGCCGCCUUCUCCUUGGGACCCCUUCAAAGAGCAGCCCACUUCUGAGGUCCCCCCCAAACGCCCAUCUUGGGGACCUGAAUAAACAGGCAGCUGUGCCACCAAACUCUU
This is a messenger RNA of Anolis sagrei ordinatus, 1572 nucleotides long. RefSeq names its product enolase 3 (gene ENO3). Gene Ontology annotation, biological process: glycolytic process. Lineage: Eukaryota; Metazoa; Chordata; Lepidosauria; Squamata; Anolidae. The record is from RefSeq and is a predicted model, not a curated record. Gene Ontology annotation, cellular component: phosphopyruvate hydratase complex. Gene Ontology annotation, molecular function: magnesium ion binding; phosphopyruvate hydratase activity.